Molecule: messenger RNA, 2185 nt
Organism: Cokeromyces recurvatus
Lineage: Eukaryota; Fungi; Mucoromycota; Mucoromycetes; Mucorales; Mucoraceae
Exons: 2
Coding region: 33-2051 (672 amino acids)
Source: RefSeq, a predicted model, not a curated record
CAUUCUUAUUUUCCUUAUCUUAUUGCUUUAUUAUGUCAGCAUUGCCUUUUGAAGUAUUGAUCACCACCUUUGAAUUCUUACUGACCGAUACAUCUAAACCAGCGGACUUGCUACAAUGCCAACUUGUCUCUAAAAAUUGGAGUAACCCCGCGCAGCAUCUACUUUACACAGACAUCCAUAUAAAAGAUGAAAUUGCUCUUCUCGAUUACGUCCAAACCAUUCGUUAUUCUAUACACAAAAACCUUGGAUCUCUUGCCAAAAAACUAACUCUUUACAAUUAUGAAACUCUUGUCAAAUCAUUUCAAUUUCGAGACUGUUAUAAUUCAAUUGCCAAGCUUUGGGGUAUUUUACUUCAAUGUACUGCACCCAGUGUAUCAUUCUAUGAACAAGCUAUCUUAGCAAAGACAAGACAAGGUCACUUUUCACAGUUGGGUAAAAUACCAACUUGCAAAUCACACAAAGGAUUUGUAGCCUAUAAUCAAACAAUACUUGAAUUAAGAGAACAGAUGCGGGAAAUUAAUACGCUUGGAUGUCGAAUGAAAAGAGUAAAUAGUAGAUAUGAAGGACGAGGAAGAAAUUGUAUUCAAGCAGCAUAUCGUUCAGAUGUUCAAUUUCCAUUAGUCAGAAUAUUGAGAUUAAGUGAAUGGGAGAUGAUGUCACCUCUUGAUUUUGACUAUUUUGUUGAACGUUAUCCAAGUCUUGAAUUCCUUGAACUUAAAUCAGAUGUAGAUCACUUGAUGUGGAUAGAUCCAACAAAAGAAGAGGUUAGACAGCAACAAAAAUUAGACAACUCACCCAUAAAUAAGGCAUUAUGUAGACCACGACCCAAUUUGAAGGCUUUUAUAUGCAAUGCUUUUCAAACAACAUGUUCAUUUUUUGAGUAUUUUAUGUACAAAUUCCCUGGGUUACAACUAUUAUACCGUAAAGAUUUUUGUUUUACUGAUAAUGAAAGGACAUCUCAAUGUAUUGAUAUAAAGGCUAAAUGGAUUCAUUAUGUAACGAAUAUUCCCAGACAUUAUUAUGAAUUUCAUCAUGCUUGGGAUGCAAAAGACGUUUUAUACGCAUUUUUUAAACUCGCAGCUGUUUACAUUAAUAAUAAGCCUCUAUUUAUGGGGAAUUUCGAAAUUAGUUACGACAUAUUUGAAUUGCGAAAAUCUCCUUGUCUUCGAAUCCUUAAUGCCUUUAGCCCCUACGGGCCAGAGGAUGACAUCACCAACCAUGGUCAUCAAACAAAAAAGAUUAGUUUACUGUAUCCUCCUUCGAAAUCCAUAGAAGAUAUAUUUCAAACAGGUUCUGAGAAUAGUCAAUCUUCAUCUGUAGAUGAUUAUCAAAACGAAACAAUUCCGCAUAAGGAGCUACUUGACUGUGUAGGUCCUUUACUAUCACACCUUACAUUAAAAAAUAUAAGCGAAUGGGAGCAUCAUGCCGACUUUAAAACUCUCCUUCAACAUACUUUAAUCCAAUGCCCAAACUUGAACACACUUAUUAUUGAAAGAGGAGCAGAAGUUUAUCUUGACGAUUUCCUCUUACCGCCACUUCACCUUCAUAACUUGACAAUUCGUUCCUGUAUGAUCAAUAGUACAUUUUUUCAAAUCUUAUCAUCAUCUUUACUCAAGCUUAGUUAUUUGACUAUUGAUUGUUGCUUUAUUAACAAUAAUAACAAUAGUAGGAAAGCCAAGAUGGUUAUCUUGAUUAACUUGGCCAGUACAUCUGUUGGUACGAUUGAGUAUAUUAAAUACUGGAAACGAGAGGGCAUCGUUACACAUCCCUAUCAAGCCACCACCACCACUACUCACAACGAAAGAAUUAAAUAUUAUUUGAAAUUGGAAACUAUGACAAAUGAUAAGAGAGAAUCAGCCUACUAUUUUAGUGAUUUUUCAUUACCGCAAGCAACCAGUAUAAAUGAUAAAGACUUUGAAGAAUCUUUAAAAAUAAAUGAUCCCAAAACAACGACAUGGUUUCAUAUUAAAUGCCUAGAAUUAAAAGCCUUUUGCGUUGAUGUUGGUGAACUUAAAGAUAGCCCGAAAAAAAAUACUAUUUAUUUUACAUAAUAUACCACUUGUCAAUUGAAAGAAUCAUUAUCCUGUUUAACUAAUGCGCAUGUCCUUCUUCUUUAAAUGAUAUAAAAUGCAAUAUUGCUUUCUUUAUAUACACAAUAAAAAAAAUAAUAAUGAAAGUCUAUAGC